CAGCCGAGCCGCUAGAGAAGCGGUCGACGUGAAGCGCGUGAGCCCCGUACUGACACGGGAGGCGGCGCCGGCGCGGGAUGCGCCGCCAUGCCGGUACGACAUCGCGAACUCGGCGACGAGCUCGCACCCCCGGAGCCCAAACGCUGCAGACACUGCGACGAAAGCCGUUCGUCGUGCGGUGGAAGCGGAGGGUCGGAGGGCUCUGAGGGCCGCGCGUCUUGGCGCGUGACAUUGGACCACGAUUUGGUAGAGACUUUGAGUGCUAUAUAUCCUGAGUGGUUCAAGCAGCCUCGACGCGAGCGAAGUCGCGUGCCUUCGCCCUCCCAGUCGCCCGCCUCGCCUCAGACUCCCUCGACACCUACGGAAGACGACACCUUCAGUUCGGGUGCGGAGGAGAUGGCCGGCCGUCAAGCGAGCGUUAGCGGCGCGAGCGAGCCGGCGAGCUCGCCGCCGCGCGUCUCCCCGCCCAAGGUGGUCGUGGACGACAGCCCGCUGCAGCCGGCCAUGGGCAAGCACAAGGAAUCGUUAAAAGUGAAGCUGAUGACGCGGCGUCCGGUCCACCAACUAGUGGACCAGGGGAUCAUGCCACCGUUGAAAACGCCGCCAGCUUAUUUUAAACAAAGAAUGCAAUUAGAGAGAGCGAAAACGGGAGAUUUGCUUAAAGCAAAAAUCCAAAGUCGCCCAGAUCGACAAGAAUUGGAGAGGAGACAUAUAUUAGAGCAGGAAAGCCAUGUAGAUCCAAGUCUAGCGGAGAAACAACGAAUGCUAAAGAAAGCGCGAUUGGCUGAUCAGUUAAAUGAUCAACUGUCACAUCGACCCGGACCUCUGGAACUGAUAAAAAAGAAUAUAUUGCAUACAGAAGAAAACAUCGAAACGGCUGUUAAAAGCGGAGUCUUAGCUUUCAAGGCGACAAGUGAGGGUUCCUCUGGCCGUCCUCAGCAUCCAUCGUCAUACUGCGGUCCCACGGAAGAAGUUUCACCGUCGCCAUCGCCACCUUCCACUCUCUCGCCAGUCAGUAGUACAUCCUCCUCGCAACAUCCCGCGCCCGGUAAAGACCCAACGAAACGUAAGAAGACAAAACAGAACAAGCAAUUAAAAUCGCGAUUCAAAUUUCACGAGUACAAAGGUCCUCCGAACGCUCAAAAGGCAUCGUCGCCUCCGGGGUCAGUAGAGACACCGUACAACUUGCUCCUUCAGCAGCAAGCACUGCUACUUCAGUUGAUGCGGCUCGCUUCGCCGGCGCCAUCGUCGGCCGCGUCCGUAGCCUCCGAUUCCUCAGACGCGAUGGCCACACCCCCUCCCCCGCCCUUACCCCCCGCCUCCUCCAUCCCCGCCAUAUCCUUGGCUCGAUUCGAAGACAUGAAGGUGUCCGAUCUCCGGGCAGAGUGUAAGAGGCGCAACCUCCGCGUCUCCGGCCCUAAGCCUCAGCUCAUCGACCGGCUGAGGCCGUAUUUCUUGGAGAUGCAAGAAGAGGUGCCGAAGUCGCCGAUGUCCGUCGCUUCGCCGGAAUCAAAGUCGGAGUCUGAACCCUCGGAGGACUUAGUACAGUCUCAGCGGCGAGUUAUAGAGGAACUAGAGCGUCGGCUCGAGGAGUCCAAGCAACAGCUCGAGGCUGUGAGACGCGAAGCCACCGGUGCUGCCGCUAGCGAUAAGAGUCGAAGGCUUAUUCAGGCGCACCUCAGUGUAUCGAAGCUACGCACGGAGCUCGACGCACACAAACAGCUCCCCGCCCCCCCUCCGCCGCCCCGGUACGUCAUUGCGGCCCCGGACACGGCUCCCGACCGGUUUCUCCGCUUAUUCACCGUCACACCGCCAUCGUCUACGGAUGAAGUCAACGCCGACGUUGCUUCCCCGAAGACUGGAAAUUCAGCAUAUAUACUGAAUGGAGUUAAGGUCGUCCCGAUCGCGAUUCUACCUACCACACACUACGAGCCCGAGCACGCCGUUCCUGUGCCUCCCCCGCCGCCACCGCCGCCCCCGCCGUUGCCGCCCAUAACACACGCUCCUAUCGAAACUUCUAUACACGAUAGUGCCGAAGAUAGCCAAAUUAUGGAUGAUGUUCUAGAAAUACUUGUAGAAAACGGAGAACUUCCACCUUCAGCAGUCGGAGACGUAGCACAGAAUAGAACGCUCGAUGCGAGCUAUCUCAGUUCGAAUGAAUUCACGCCGACCGAUGUACUCAGUGAUGACAUACUAGGAGAUACUCACGUCCGCGACUCGCUCGCCGCGGACGAGCUACAGAGAGAACUCAACGAUAUCGAGAACGAAAUUAUGAACCGAGCUGACUUAAAUUCCGUUCACAGUGGGUGCGACGUCGACCACACCGUUACACACAUAGAUCCCGAGUUAAACGUAGAUCUACUGGCAAAUAACGAAUUCAAUGCUAACUUCGGUAAUUCUAACUCCACGUCAGAUAACCACGACGAUUUCUUCGGUAGAUUGCUCGCAGGCGACGACGACACGCACGCUGCCAUGGACGUCGACGACGAGUCUGAGAGGAUCAGCAUGACCCUCACCAACGAAGACAUCUUAGACCACACGCGCACCGGCUUCGACGAUAUGAACGAUUUAUCACUUCCGUCUUUCCAAAACGACGACACUCGUAACAACUUCGACGAACGUCCUUGCGACUUCGACUUGAAGGACUUCGAGCUGAGCUCGAGCAUGAACGUGGACGGCGAGUACGAGUACGUGCACUCGGAGCUGAUCCCCAACCUGUUCGGGCGCGGCCACGUGCCGCAGUGCGACCCCGUGCUGGGCGCCGUGCUGGCGCGCCCCGCGCCGCGGCCCGCCUGCAAGCUGUACUCCUGGGACAGGAACGACUUCGAGGCCACCUGACCCGCGCUCGCCGCACGCUCGCACUGAGGUGGCGCUCUCUACCCUUACACGAUGUGAUCUCUCGGCGUCGUGAGACCCCCGCGAUGUCAGAUCUUAGUUAAUAAAAUUAGAGUAAUUAAAAAGCUACUGCGUAGCGUUUGAAAACAAGCUAGUCUCGUGCGGUGAAACGUUCUUCCAGGACGGUGACUUAGUGCGGAGUAGGCUAAAGUUAGGUUUAUUCUCACGGAACACAUAGUGUUUGCAGUGAGCGGAGGACUGGACAGAUGAAAUACGGUACUUAAAUAUACGAUUGUUUGUAUUGCUAGUGGUAUAAUUAGUUAAGUCAUUUGUGUUUUAUUUAUUAGUGAGUGUUAAGCGUCAGUCACCAACGUGUAAGUGACAUAUUCGGCUCACAUAUUUAUGAUAAAUCCAUUUAUUUACUGAGGCAUAUCUACUUAUGUAUAUAAUGAAAGUUUAAUAAUAAUACUCAACAUAGUUGUGGAUAUCUGCAUUCCGCCCGAUGACUAAAACUUAGGGGAAAAUUAUCAUAAGGGAUACUGUGUGUGCUUACGAGAUGGUUCAUCAUCAAAACCGUGUGAUGCUUCUUUUGUGACACAAUGAUGUAUUAUAUUUAAUGACUAUCUCUUUUGCAUGCCUUGCUUAUUUCCCAAAUUAGUAAAUGACAUUCCAGUCUUGUUGAAUUGCAUAUUAUAGUACACGAGGUUUCUCCGACAUUUAUUAAUGGAGACACAAAUUGAACAAGUCAUCGUGAACACUGAAAUGUGAGAGAUCAAAACGCAUAUUCACAAGCCAUCGUCAUGGGUGGGACCAGCUCGGGAACAAUAUUAGAUAUGAAUCAUUAGUUAAAGUAGGGAGCCAGCUCUACACAUACAAAAAAUUAUGCAUGCAUUCCUAUUUCAUUGUUUAUAAAUUGUACCUACAACUUCCACUUAUUGUUUAAGUUUAUAGACCCUUCAUAAGUUAUAGGGCGGUGUAAAUGACUCAAUAAAAAGCUGUUACUAAUUUGUUUAUUAUAUAUUUUAAUUUUAAAAAGAAUAUUUUAAAUAUUGUAUAAACGUAACAUUCUUGAAAAAGUAUCAUUCCAGUUUAUUUUCUAAAGCUUAGGAUAGGUGCACCUUUAUCGAUAAUUAUUUCGUAAACAAUGUUAGGAAUGUUUGCAUAAGGUUUUGUUUAUAAUUUAUUUGUAAACCCUUAGAGUACCAAUGUUUUUUUUUUUUUUUUUUCGAUAUCGUUCAAAUGCAUCAGUUAGUCUUGCGUGUUAGUAUUUUAUCAUACUGUGUUGUAUUUGCGAUCGUCGUAGCUUUGUAUAGAAGAUGAAAAGGUAAUUUAUAUGUGAAUCGGAAUUGUAUAUGCCAUUAUUUGCAUUUAUAUUUUUAAUAAAUAAAAACCAAUAACAACAACGAAUGUGGCUUUACUGCCUCAAUGUGCCAAUGCUUACAAGUUUAAAAUUUAAAAGAAAUAUUUUCCACGUAAGUAGUUUAUUUUUUAUAUCGAUAGGUUUCUUUCGCCAGUGGUGUGAUUGUCUGUUGGUGGUAAUAUGUGAUAGUACUUUAAAAAAUAAUAUAAUUCUAAAGUACGUUCACAUAUGGUAUGGUGCUAUACAUUUGUAAGUUAUUGUAUUUAAACAUAUGAGAUAUAUUUAAAAGUUGAUACGAUGUGCGCAGCCUAUAACCAGCUAACAAAACAAAUUUUUCAGAUUUAAAAUUGUAACGACAAAAAUCUUUCCAAAAAUAACAAGUAGGUAAAUUGAUUUUUUUUUUCGCUUUACUAAAAUUAAGUAAUAUUCCAUUAUCUAGGAGAAUUAAAUCUAACUUUACUAUAAAUAUUUAUAAAUUUAAUUGCUCAUCAAAAUUGUACCUAUCCACUUCAUAAAAUGUUAUUCAUUCAUGAAUAUUUGUAAGGAAGAUGUUUCAAACGCAAAAAUAUAAAACUUCCGUUAAUUAUGUUUUUGUUUAUGUAUUGUGGAGGGUUAGUUUAAAUUUGUAUUUAACAAGAAGAUAUUAAGUGAGAUUAAAGUUUUGAUACAUGUAUUUGUAUGUAAUCUAUCUGCAUAUUUGUUAUUGUUGUAAUUAUUGUAGGAGAGUUUUAACAUUUGUUUUCUAAUAGUUUAUAUUCCGAAGUGAUAUACAGUGCUGAAUUUGAAUAAUUUUAGCGGUUUAAAAUAGUUAUGUAUAGUGUAACUGGCUUCGUUAUAUUGCAUGUACUGCAUACUCUCAUGUAAUCAUUCUCAUUAAAACAUUAAGUACCAAUUAUUUAAACAAAACAACAUUAAUGACAGUAAUAGACCCAAUGUAAGUACCUAGUCAUACGAUAUGAUUAUCUUGUUUAGUGAUGUGUACAUUUUAACAGUUUUUUACCUUGCCGUAUAAUGAAGCCUUGUAAAUAAUUACCAAGCCUUUACUAGUAAUAAGGAAUUGUUGAAAAAAAGUUUUGACAUAAA
This is a messenger RNA of Melitaea cinxia (Glanville fritillary), 5278 nucleotides long. RefSeq names its product myocardin-related transcription factor B (gene Mrtf). The transcript is spliced from 6 exons. The record is from RefSeq and is a predicted model, not a curated record. NCBI's taxonomy places the organism in Eukaryota, Metazoa, Arthropoda, Insecta, Lepidoptera, Nymphalidae. Bases 88 to 2838 code for a protein of 916 amino acids.